CUGAAAAAUCUCCAUAACUAUGAAAAGUUUACAUAUCCCUUCUUUGAAACUGAAUCAGAAUUACAACUCUAAAAACCCAAUGUUAACCAUGUUCAUUGCUGGUUGAAUGGAGCAAUUACAUAAGAAGGCAUACAUAUUGGUCCAAAAUGUUGAAAUACAUCCCACCUUUGGUAAAAUCUCAUCAGGGCAAUCUAGAAUACAAUAGAGAUGGAAAAUGAAGCCUUAUUUCUAAUGAAGAUGGAGAUUAGUUGUUGAGACAGUUGCUCUUAAUCCAUGACCCAUGUUUGGGAUCUGACUAGAAGAUAUCUUCACCUUGUUAAAAAAAGAAAAACAUAGAAAUAAAAAAUUAGUAACCACACAAGUUGAUUAAAAAUCUUGUGCCAUAGUCCAUUGAUGAAUUCUUGGCUAAUUAGCGUCUACUUAAUGAAUUCAUACACAUAGUGCAUUAUAAAGACUUCAUGUGAUUACAUAACAUUUGCUAGAAAUUGGAAAAAUGAAAGUGGAUAAUGGGAGCUGUAAAAACAUGAUUGAAUGCAUUAUAUUGAUACAAAACCAAAGGGAAUAAACGUUAGAGCAACAGGGAAUACAAAUUCAGCAAAAAUAAAGUAUUAAUAAGUGAAUCGGAACAUCCUAAAAAGGUGAAUAAGAACAUGAGUGUGGAGAUAAUGAACCAACAAUGAACUAUACUUGGCAUUUUCAUGUCUGUAUAUGAACCCUAAUUUGAAUAAAAACAUUGAUAAAACUAAUACUCAAUAAGUAAAUAAAAACAUAAGCAUAGAUUGGAAUGAGAUAUUGCACAUAGGUGCUUUGCAUCGCAAACUAAAAGCAAACAACUAAACUAAGAUCAUAUCGGAGUCAUAAAAAUAUAUUCUGAAAGAAUGAAAAAUUGAACACAAGAAAUUGACGAAUAUCAAGAGCUUCUCUAAAGGGAUGAUUGAGUCUCCAACAAUGAUAAAUUAAGUUUAUCCCAUCUACAAUUUAGUUGGAAAGAGGAUCGUGUGCAAGAAAUUUGGAUAGGUAGAAAAAAAUGAGGGGAGAUUUAGCGCUGAUAUUGCGGAAUUGAUCGGAAGAUUUGACAGAGAGAAACAAGUAGAAUCGAAAAAUACCAAUUUGGCCAUGGUCUCACACAAUCUUACAAUUUCCGAAUCUAAGAAUGUUAUGUCUAGAUCUUUCUCUUUAUCGCGCUCUUUUGGUUUAUGGCUUUCUGAAUCCCUAAGCCACCCACCUUUGGCUAGAGAGGGAUGGGUGAUUACAAAAUUUGAAGGGGGAGUAACUGCAAAGUCCCACUGGGAUUCAAACCAAUUUGGAAGUUUCGUUCGAAUAAGUGCAGGAUCCGAAAGGGAGCUGUUUUAUAUUUGUAUCCCAGUAGGCAGGAAAUCAGAUGGAAUUAGGCUGUUUAUAAAAGCUUUGAAUGAAGCUUUAAAAUCUCAAGUGGGGACUGUAUCCGCAGAAAAGGAAAUAUACUCUCUCUGGAGAGCCGAAGCUUCAAUCUCACAAGAUUUGACAGACCAGAUGCUUUGGGUGGAGAGGGUAGAGGAAGGACACUUGAGGUUCACUUCCAUAUCCUCAAAUCUUCUGGGUCAAGAUGUUACACAGACUCGGUACAUGGAAAGGACUAACUCAAUGAGAGGGAAGAGAAGUCUGGAAGGCGACGAGGAGAAGCAGCCUGAGCGCAAGCGACCUGCUUUAGCGAGGCCAGAGCUACAGUGCCGCACAGUGCCUUCGGUGGUCAGCACAGUUACCCUGGUCACCCAAACAGGGGUUCUAAAUGAUGUAGGACUAUCACGGCGCCCGCAAAGCAUCCCUGACGGCCACUGCAUAUCAAUUGAGAGUGGGGAUGAAGAAUGGGAUAUUCCUCGUGCCCACAAAAAGAAGAAGGUCAAGGCCCCAAUACCAGCUACCUCUUGGGACUCUAUCUUUGACAGGUUAAGGGAAAGGGAUGAGUGCCAGCGUAAGUCCGCCAAGCUAAGCAAAACUCGCGUACUCGAAUUUAACGACUAUGCUAUCUUAGGUGAUGAUGUACUCAUCACUGAUGGUAACGUGCCUAGGACAUAUCGAGAUAUCCUUGCGAAACAUGGACAUAUCGACAUAUCGAGAAUCCUAGCACAUGAAGUGAAGGAGUUGAGGAAUAAGAGGGUGCCUCUAGUCAAAAUCUUGUGGCGUAACCAUGUUGUUGAAGAAGCUACGUGGGAGACUGAGGAGUCUAUGAAGGUUCAGUAUCCACACCUUUUCAGUGACAAUGAUUCAGAUGAUUUGUUGGGCGUUUGGGCUCAAUUUGGGCCAGUUGGGCCGGCUGCCCGGGUUGGCAGCAAGGGUUUCCGGGCGGUGGGCAGCCGCCUGAUGGGCUUGGAUUGGCGGUUUGGGUUGUCAGCGGACCGGUGUGCUACUGAAUUGGUAUCCGAAUUUGCGACAUUUUCAAAACAAUUUUAAACAAACAUUCUUUCAAUACAUAUGAAAAUCCAUCGGAGUAAUUUAAAAUAAUGCGGAAGCCUUUUUAAAGUCAAACAACUUGGGAUCUUGCCCGAAAACGUAAUAAGCAUUAAAGUUAAUUAAAUAAAGCAUAAUCAACAGAUUAAAGAGACAGCCACGCCAUCGUACAUCUCCUCCUCAAUGCCCUCUGGGAUCGGCUCUAGGUUCAUCUGUCUGAUCACCUACGGACAGCAAAAGAAAACAACGCUAUCCGCUCAGCAUUGACGCUGAGUGGUACUCCAUUGUAGCACAAGAAUAAACAUAAUAAUUCAACAAUUAAGAUCGUGCAUAUGUUUAUCCUUUUAAUAAAAAUCAAUUCAACUUUACAUUCGGUUCUUUAGACGGUUGACCAACAGUCAACUUAUUUUCUUUCUUUUCAAAACGAUUUAGUACGGACCUGGAUUACGCCGAAAUCGAAUCGAUAGCUCGAACGGAAGACAAAUCAACGAAAUCAACCGAACGGGUCAAA
This is a messenger RNA of Cuscuta campestris, 2938 nucleotides long. Lineage: Eukaryota; Viridiplantae; Streptophyta; Magnoliopsida; Solanales; Convolvulaceae. The record is from the annotation of a GenBank genome assembly.